This is a messenger RNA of Piliocolobus tephrosceles (Ugandan red Colobus), 3718 nucleotides long. RefSeq names its product A disintegrin and metalloproteinase with thrombospondin motifs 7. Lineage: Eukaryota; Metazoa; Chordata; Mammalia; Primates; Cercopithecidae. The annotation marks the transcript as partial. Gene Ontology annotation, molecular function: metalloendopeptidase activity. Gene Ontology annotation, biological process: proteolysis; extracellular matrix organization. The transcript has 14 exons. The record is from RefSeq and is a predicted model, not a curated record. Gene Ontology annotation, cellular component: extracellular matrix.
UGGUGUCUCAAUGGGGAGUGCGUACCCGUGGGCUUCCGGCCCGAGGCCGUGGAUGGUGGCUGGUCUGGCUGGAGCGCCUGGUCCAUCUGCUCGCGGAGCUGUGGCGUGGGCGUACAGAGCGCCGAGCGGCAGUGCACGCAGCCUACGCCCAAAUACAAAGGCAGAUACUGUGUGGGUGAGCGGAAGCGCUUCCGCCUCUGCAACCUACAGGCCUGCCCUGCUGGCCGCCCCUCCUUCCGCCACGUCCAGUGCAGCCACUUUGACGCUAUGCUCUACAAGGGCCAGCUGCACACAUGGGUGCCCGUGGUCAAUGACGUGAACCCCUGCGAGCUGCACUGCCGGCCCUCGAAUGAGUACUUUGCCGAGAAGCUGCGGGACGCUGUGGUCGAUGGCACCCCCUGCUACCAGGUCCGGGCCAGCAGGGACCUCUGCAUCAACGGCAUCUGCAAGAACGUGGGCUGUGACUUUGAGAUUGACUCCGGUGCUAUGGAGGAUCGCUGUGGUGUGUGCCACGGCAACGGCUCCACCUGCCACACCGUGAGCGGGACCUUCGAGGAGGCUGAGGGCCUGGGGUAUGUGGAUGUGGGGCUGAUCCCAGCCGGCGCACGCGAGAUCCGCAUCCAGGAAGUGGCCGAGGCUGCCAACUUCCUGGCACUGCGGAGCGAGGACCCGGAGAAGUACUUCCUCAAUGGUGGCUGGACCAUCCAGUGGAACGGGGACUACCAGGUGGCAGGGACCACCUUCACAUAUGCACGCAGGGGCAACUGGGAGAACCUCACGUCCCCGGGUCCCACCAACGAGCCUGUCUGGAUCCAGCUGCUGUUCCAGGAGAGCAAUCCCGGGGUGCGCUACGAGUACACCAUCCACAGGGAGGCAGGCGGCCAUGGCGAGGUCCCGCCACCCGAGUUCUCCUGGCACUAUGGGCCCUGGACCAAGUGCACAGUCACCUGCGGCACAGGUGUGCAGAGGCAGAGUGUGUACUGCUCGGAGCGGCAGGCAGGGCCCGUGGACGAGGAGCACUGUGACCCCCUGGGCCGGCCCGAUGACCGCCAGAGGAAGUGCAGCGAGCAGCCCUGCCCUGCCAGGUGGUGGGCAGGUGAGUGGCAGCUGUGCUCCAGCUCCUGUGGGCCUUGGGGCCUCUCCCAGCGGGCCGUGCUCUGCAUCCGCAGCGUGGGGCUGGAUGAGCAGAGCGCCCUGGAGCCCCCCGCCUGUGAACACCUUCCCCGGCCCCCUACUGAAACUCCUUGCAACCGCCAUGUGCCCUGUCCGGCCACCUGGGCUGUGGGGAACUGGUCUCAGUGCUCAGUGACGUGUGGGGAGGGCACUCAGCACCGAAAUGUCCUCUGUACCAAUGACACUGGUGUCCCCUGUGACGAGGCCCAGCAGCCAGCCAGCCAAGUCACCUGCUCUCUGCCACCCUGUCAGUGGCCCCUGGACACACUGGGCCCUGAAGGCUCAGGUAGCGGCUCCUCCAGCCACGAGCUCUUCAAUGAGGCCGACUUCAUCCCACGCCACCUGGCCCCACGCCCUUCACCCGUCUCAUCACCCAAGCCAGCCACCAUGGGCAACGCCAUUGAGGAGGAGGCCCUAGAGCUGGACCUGCCGGGGCCCGUGUUUGUGGAUGACUUCUACUAUGACUACAAUUUCAUCAACUUCCAUGAGGAUCUGUCCUAUGGGCCCUCUGAGGGGCCUGAUCUAGACCUGGCGGAGACAGGGGAUCAGACGCCCCCACCACCCAGUGGUCCUGCUGUGCCCUCCACAGGUAGCCCUGUGCCUGCCACAGAGCCUCCUGCAGCCAAGGAGGAGGGGGCACCGGCACCUUGGUCCCCUAGCCCUUGGCCCAGCCACGCCGGCAGCUCCCCACCCCCACCCUCAGAGCAGACUCCUGGGAACUCUUUGAUCAAUUUCCUGCCUGAGGAAGACACCCCCAUAGGGGCCCCAGACCUUGGGCUCCCCAGCCUGCCCUGGCCCAGGGUUUCCAUUGAUGGCCUGCAGACGCCUGCUGCCCCUGAGAGCCAAAAUGACUUCCCAGUUGGCAAGGACAGCCAGAGCCAGCUGCCCCCUCCAUGGAGGGACAGGACCAAUGAGGUUUUCAAGGAUGAUGAGGAACCCGAGGGCCGCGGAGCACCCCACCUGCCUCUGAGACCCAGCCCCACGCUGCCCCCUUUGUCCUCUGUUGGCAGCACCCACUCCUCUCCUAGUCCUGACGUGAUGGAGCUAUGGACAGGAGGGACUGUGGCCUGGGAGCCAGCUCUGGAGGGUGGCCUGGGGCCUGUGGACAGUGAACUGUGGCCCACUGUUGGGGUGGCUCCUCCCCCUCCUCCCCCCAUAGCCCGUCUGCCAGAGAUGAAGGGCAGGGACAACCCCCUGGAGCCGAGGACUCCCACCUUCCCAACCCCAGGACCAGGCUCAUGGGACGUGCAGACUGUGGCAGUGUGGGGGACAUUCCUCCCCACAACCCUGACUGGCCUCGGGCACACACCUGAGCCUGCCCUGAACCCAGGACCCAAGGGCCAGCCUGAGUCCCUCAGCCCUGAGGUGCCCCUGAGCUCUAGGCUGCUGUCCACGCCAGCUUGGGACAGCCCCGCCAAUAGCCACAGAACCCCUGAGACCCAGCCGCUGGCUCCCAGCCUGGCUGAAGCAGUCUCCCCUGCGGACCUGUUGGCUGUCAGGAACGCUAGCUGGCAAGCGGGAAACUGGAGCCAGUGCUCCACCACCUGCGGCCUGGGUGCCGUCUGGAGGCCGGUGCGCUGUAGCUCUGGCCGGGAUGAGGACUGCGCCCCCGCUGGCCGGCCCCAGCCUGCUCGCCGCUGCCACCUGCGGCCCUGUGCCACCUGGCACUCAGGCAACUGGAGUAAGUGCUCCCGCAGCUGUGGCGGAGGUUCCUCAGUGCGGGAUGUGCAGUGUGUGGACACACGGGACCUGCGGCUGCUGCGGCCCUUCCAUUGUCAGCCCGGGCCUGCCAAGCCACCUGCGCACAGGCCCUGCGGGGCCCAGCCCUGCCUCAGCUGGUACACCUCUUCCUGGAGGGAGUGCUCCGAGGCCUGUGGAGGUGGUGAGCAGCAGCGUCUGGUGACCUGUCCAGAGCCAGGCCUCUGCGAGGAGGCGCUGAGACCCAACACCACACGGCCCUGCAAUACCCACCCCUGCACACAGUGGGUGGUGGGGCCCUGGGGCCAGUGCUCAGCCCCCUGUGGUGGUGGCGUCCAGCGGCGCCUGGUCAAGUGUGUCAACACCCAGACGGGGCUGCCAGAGGAAGAUAGCGACCAGUGUGGUCAUGAGGCCUGGCCUGAGAACUCCCGGCCGUGUGGCACCGAGGAUUGUGAGCCUGUCGAGCCUCACCGCUGUGAGCGGGACCGCCUAUCCUUCGGGUUCUGUGAGAGGCUGCGCCUACUGGGCCGCUGCCAGCUGCCAACCAUCCGCAUGCAGUGCUGCCGCUCGUGUUCUCCGCCCAGCCACGGCGCCCCCUCCCGAGGCCAUCAGCGGGUUGCCCGCCGCUGACUGUGCCAGGAUGCACAGACCAACUGACAGACCUCAGUGCCCACCAUGGGCUGUGGCGGAGCUUCCACCCCCUGCGCCCUAAUGGUGCUAACCCUCUCCCUACCCAGUGGCAGGCUGGGGACCUCCUCCCCAUCAAAAAAGGUAUUUUUUUUAUUCUAACAGUUUGUGUAACAUUUAUUAUGAUUUUACAUAAAUGAGCAUCUACCAUUCCAAAGCA